CAACACAAAUCUAAGUUCAGAACACAAACUUCGUAAACAAUCUUAGGAUUCCCUCACACACCAAACCUUGCAACCUUUUAUAGCGCAUGCAUUCAAAAUAGUCACAAAUAAUAAUAAUAAUAAUAAAAUUCUUACUUUAACUCACAAUACAAAUUAAAAAGCAAGGACAUGUAUUUUUUUCUUUUGAUUUGCCACUCAAAACCUUCAUUCUUCUUUUAAUUAGACUCAAGCAUUGAUAGAUGGAGAUAAUUAGAGUGAAAGAGGAAGAAACAGCGACAUGUGCAGAUGCAACUGGUUGUUCAUCAUCAACCUCAUCAGGUUCAUCAAGCUUUAUCCCACAGCCUAUGGAAGGGUUGCAUGAAGUGGGUCCCCCUCCGUUUUUGUGCAAGACCUUUGAAAUGGUGGAAGAUCCAUUCACGGACUCCAUUGUGUCAUGGAGCACAUCUCGCAACAGCUUUGUGGUUUGGGACUCUCACAAGUUCUCUACCAACAUUCUUCCUCGUUACUUCAAGCACACCAAUUUUUCCAGCUUCAUUCGCCAGCUCAACACCUAUGGAUUUAGGAAAGUUGAUCCUGAUCAAUGGGAAUUUGCGAAUGAAGGUUUUUUAGCUGGACAAAGGCACUUAUUGAAGACUAUUAGGAGAAGAAAAAAUGUAUCACAUGGUAUGCAACAAAGAGGAGGGGAUGGAGCUUGUGUCGAAGUGGGUGAGUUUGGAUUGGAAGGUGAGUUGGAGAGGUUGAAGCGAGACAGGAAUGUGUUGAUGGCAGAAAUUGUGAGGUUGAGGCAACAACAGAUAAACUCGAGGGACCAAUUGAGUGCCAUGGAGGGCAGAUUGCAAGCCACAGAGAAGAAACAACAACAGAUGAUGACUUUCCUUGCCAAAGCACUGAGCAAUCCUUCAUUCACGCAGCAAUUAGUCCAUAAAACCCCUGAAAAUAGACACGUGUUGGGUGUUGAAAUCAAUAGGAAGAGGAGACUAACUUCUAGCACAAGUGUGGAGAACUUGCAACAUGAUGAUCCUAUAACAUUGGUGGACUAUUCAAAUCUAAGCCAUGAAAAAGAAUUGGAAACUAAUUUUUACUCAGAAGCAUAUGAUAGUGAACUUCACGGUGAGAUCAAGGAGCCCGGAUCAAGUUCGGUUAUGACAAUGGGUAGUGGGAGUGAUUUUGGUUUAGAUGAGGAUACAAUCUUGGAGGACUUGCUUAACAAAGACUUGGUUACUGGGAAUCCAGAGGAUGAAAUUAUAAUUGGUAAUGUUUCACAAGUUGAUGUGCCAGUGGAGGAUUUGGUAGCUAAACCUGAUGAUUGGAGUGAACAAUUUUAGGACCUUGUGGAUGAUCAUAUGGACUAUCUUGGGUCCAAAUCAUAGAAGGAUAAGAGGCAUAGUACAAUAUAAUUAACCAUGUCCUCAUCUUGGUCUCUUCUUUGAUUUCAUUCACAUUGCAUCAUGGUGGUACAUCUUGAUUAUUUUGUUACUACUAUUUUUGGUUUCAAUUUUAUGUAAAUGUAGUUGAUAAAUAUGAAUGGUUUUUAUGCAGCAUGGAAGGUGGUAGUUGAAGAAGGAGCCAACAGAUACUGCUCUUAUUUGGAUCCUCUAUUAACUAGACAAGUUUUAUGAAUUAUGAAUAUUCUUGUGUUAAUGCUACUAUUUUAUUUUAUUUUGUUUUGAUGACCUGUUUGUUUAUAUUUUUAUGUUUUGUUCUGCAGGAGAAAUCAAGUUGGGGUAUUUAAAGGUUUUUAUCCAAAUAAUUUACUGAAAAAGGUAGUGGUAUCAUUCAGCUGCAUAGGUUCAUUGGCUGGAUCUUCACUUUUUAUGAGGUUGAAAAACUAUCCUAUAGUUCUGGUACCAAUGGCCUUUCAAUGGAACAACAUUUGAUAUUGUUGGUACUUUCAUUUUCCUAUUAAUAAGUGAUUGCCCUCUC
This is a messenger RNA of Abrus precatorius (Indian licorice), 1923 nucleotides long. Its product is annotated as heat stress transcription factor A-2. Gene Ontology annotation, biological process: regulation of transcription by RNA polymerase II. Gene Ontology annotation, molecular function: RNA polymerase II cis-regulatory region sequence-specific DNA binding; DNA-binding transcription factor activity. The record is from RefSeq and is a predicted model, not a curated record. The transcript has 2 exons. NCBI's taxonomy places the organism in Eukaryota, Viridiplantae, Streptophyta, Magnoliopsida, Fabales, Fabaceae. Bases 240 to 1325 code for a protein of 361 amino acids. Gene Ontology annotation, cellular component: nucleus.